Molecule: messenger RNA, 924 nt
Organism: Drosophila busckii
Lineage: Eukaryota; Metazoa; Arthropoda; Insecta; Diptera; Drosophilidae
Exons: 4
Coding region: 115-855 (246 amino acids)
Source: RefSeq, a predicted model, not a curated record
CUGUGCAACUCGAUCUUGUGCGUUUUAUUUUAUUUGUGUUUCUACCUUAACUCUUGCUAAGAUGUUCUUGCGCCUCACUUGGCAAACCAACUAGCUUUAAUAAACACAAGGAUAAUGUCGAGGCUAUGCUGGCGAUUUCGACGUCGCUUAUCACUGCUGCUGCUUUGCUUUCUAACAGUGGCGCCAUUGCGACCCACGCCCACUGCAAUGGCCCAGCAGAGUGAGCAGGAGUCGUCUUGGCGCUUGGCGCCAAUGUGGAAAAGCGUUUACCAAGUGGAGCAGCAGCGCAGCGGAAGUUCGUUGCCGAAAAUUGCAGCAGCGCAGGAUGUGGCGCCCGAAUUUGAGUAUGACUGGACAAAGGCUUUUAAUUUCCACAAGUAUCCGCUGUCCUUGAACCGACGCUUUCGUCAGCGCUAUAAUAAAUAUCUGAAGGAGUUGCAGGUGCGACAGCUCUGGGUGCAAUCUCCGGCUGCAAGCAAGCGCGACUAUAGCUUGUGGCCAAGCAAAAAGAAACGCGAGCCCAAGUAUAGACCUUCCAUUAGUGCUGGAGUGCUGACGAAUCUGGGCGAGUUCUUCAAUCAGCUGCAGGCCAAUGUGCGUUUUGCCGAGCAGUACCAUCAGCUGGGUGAAUCCGACACACAGCUGCUGGAGGGUGUGCAUCCACAUCCGCUGGCUGCGCCGGCAGCGCAAGAGGACAACAGCUUCGAAGAGCCACGCGCGCCAUCCAAGCUGCGGCAGUCCAUGAACAGCUAUGAGCCGCCGCAGAAAAUACGCUCGCUUGUCUCACGCAAUCCACAUGGCUAUCGUGGCUCCCAGCUGGUCGAUCCCAGCUAUAUGUGGCUCGGACUGGGCUAAACUAACAUCGAUUGACUUUGACUGCGCAAUGCAAUAAGUCCCAAUAAGUUUUGACUACCUUUUAGCUUC